AUCAUUUUUUAUAUCUACAACAAAAAGCUUAUGAUAUAUAGCAUUAAUUCAUUAAGAAAAUAGUUUUAAUUUUUUUUUUUAUUAUUAAAUCAUUGUUAUGAAAUGCUCAAAAUAAAUUUAUCGUUCAAUUUUAAUUUUAAUGUUUAAAAAAAUAUUGUACCACGUUAGUGUUUCAUAGUACUUUUAUAUAUGAUAAAUAUUUUUAAAAAUUAAAAAAUCUUGUUUAAUUUUCCAUGAAUUUUCAUAAUUUAAAUUGCAUUAUUUGAUGAUAUAACGUUCUUUACUAGCACUUCAUUCCAUCAAAAUUUAUACUGUCACUGAUGUCUCUAUGAUGUUUUAGUCAAAUUAUUUAGUGCUAUUACAGAAAAAAAUUAAUAUUUUUUAAAGCAUGAACAAUAGAAGUUAUUCAGUUUUAACUAAAGAAUUAAAUAGUAAUCAUUUACAUCACACUAUGGACCAUAAUAGUGAGCGAUUAUUAAAAAAAUUAAAUCCGUAUCCAGUUCUUGAUACAGAUCCUACUUUAGAAAAUGUAAAUUAUACUAUUUCAUCAACAAAACCAUCUAAUCAUUUAGACUCUGAUAUUCAUAAAGAGCAUUAUCAAUAUCAUAGUGAGAUGCAAAAAUGGGAAGUAAAUGAAAAUGGUGUUACUCAAGGUGAAUUUAUUAACAAUGAUCAGUAUUAUAUGCCAAGCAAUAAGGUAAAUUUACAUGUUCGACAACCUCCUGUUCAUCGACAUCGUAAGGUUUUGCCAACUGUUCCACCUAAAUCCUUAGUUUCUAUCAAUACUAAUCAAAAAAAUUCCUCACAUUCAUCUACUAAUAGUACUCAUCAAAAAGUUCAAAUCGCUAAAGAUAAUUUGACUAACCAAAAUUCCAAAAUUACCAUUUCUGAUUUUAGAGAAUCAUCUCUAGAGAUAAAUGAUACUCUAAGGCAAUUGAAAAAUGUAUCUAAAAAUGUUUAUGACAAUCCUAAUCAUUUACAAGAAUCUGUUAUAACGACAAAUGACAAUAUCAAAAUGUCCAAUAGAUAUGUGAUAAGUAAUCAUUUAAGUUCAAGUACUUUUGAAAAUAAUGAGAUUAAUAAUAUAUCAAUUAAAAAAGAACUAUUAAAACCACUAGACAAUGUAACUUUCAAUUCACCGUAUAAGGCAGGAAAAGAUAUUUCAUCUGUUAAUGGUACACAUUCAGUAUGUAACUUGGUGCAUGAUUUUUAUGAACCAUCUUUAGAACUUAAGCCUCAUAAUACUAAACUGAAAGUAACACAAUCUUUAAAUAGUGAAAUAAAUGUUACAAAAGAGGAUAUGCCAAAAUUGGAUUUUGAUCAUUUGUUUUCAGAUGUUCAAAAUAACAGACUUAAAGAAAAUGUUCAACUACAUUCAGCUUUAAGACUUAGUUUGUUUUCAAAUAUUCCUCCCUAUAUAAAAUUUUCUUCACACGAUGUAAAAGGUGAAUCAUUUCCAUUGCCUUUGCAAAAAAUACUUAAGUGGAAAUUAAGUUCAAUUACUCCAAUUGUAGUUAGGCGAACAGUUCAAAAUAGUGGUUUUAAAUUAGUGAAAAAAUCUAAUGAUUGGGUCGGGACAUGGGGAAAACAUAUGAAAUCUUUGUGUUUCAAAACUCUUCGUGAUCAGCAAAAACUUAAUCAUUUCCCUGGAACAUUUCAAAUUGGACGUAAAGACAAAUUAUGGAAAAAUUUGCAAAGGCUUAUGUUGCAAUUUAGUAAAGAUGAAUUUAACUUUAUACCGACAUCAUAUAUUUUACCUCAAGAAACCAAAUUAUUACGACAAGUAUGGGAAAAAAAUGAUGAAGACAAAUGGAUAGUUAAACCACCAGCAUCUGCUCGAGGAACUGGUAUUCGUGUAAUAUCAAAAUGGAAUCAAAUACCAAAAAAAAUACCUUUAGUAGUACAAAAAUAUAUAGAUAAUCCAUAUUUGAUUAAUGAUACUAAGUUUGAUUUAAGACUAUAUAUAUUAAUAACUUCAAUUAAUCCACUUCGUAUUUAUUUAUAUGAUAAUGGAUUAGUGCGAUUUGCCUCAGUUAAAUAUUCAUCUGAUCUCAACACAAUAUCUGACCGAUAUAUGCACUUGACAAACUACAGUAUUAACAGAUUGAGUAGCCAAUAUACUCAAAAUGAAGAUGCUAACGCAUGUCAAGGCCAUAAAUGGACUUUAAGAUCACUAUGGACAUAUUUAGAAAAAGAACGAAAAAUAGAUAUUCAAAAUUUAUGGGAAAGUUUAGCUGAUUUAGUUGUAAAAACUGUUAUCAGUGGAGAAUCACCAAUGAGUCAAAUGUGUCGCUCAAACUUAAGUAAUAGAUAUAACUCCUAUGAGUUAUUUGGUAUUGAUGUACUUUUUGAUGAAUUUCUUAAACCUUGGAUUUUAGAAGUUAAUAUAUCUCCUUCUUUACACACAUCUUCACCCCUUGACUUAGCUGUUAAAGGACCUUUAGUGAAAGAUUUAAUGAACAUGGUUGGUUAUCACAUACCAAAUAAGAUGUCCCCUACUACUCAUAAUGCUUUGCUCAAGAUGUUAGGCAUUAAAUCACCAUUAUGUUAUGACAAAAGAUUAUACACAUUCAAUUUAUCAGAUAAUGAAAAAAAAAAGCAAGAGUAUUACAGCAAUAUCAAGUCAAGAGAAAAUUAUAUAGAUAGCAUAUUAAAUGAUUUGCUGCCAGAUGACAUUAGACAUCUUAUUGAAUAUGAAGACGAACUGACCCAAAUUGGAUCAUUUCAGAAAGUAUUUCCUACUACCACUUCUUAUAAAUAUCACCAAUAUUUUGAUAGUGCUAGGUACUAUAAUAUGUUAUUUGAUGCUUGGGAAAACAAGUAUUAUAACAACAGAAAAGAAGGUGUUGCUUUAUUAGAAAAGUUUUGUCAAAAAAAAGUUCAUUUGGAAGUACCAGAUAAAGAAGAAAAGCAAUUUAAGACUUACGAGACCCACCAAAAUAUAAAAAUGGAAGUUGAGAAAUGUGUUGAUUACGGUGAUGAUGUUAGUGAUCAACAUCAAGCAAUCAUCAGCCAUUUUUCAAUGUCGGCAGCAGAACGUCGUCAUAUGGUAUAUACAUCCAUAACUAUGUCUGACGAAGACGACUGGAUAAGUGAUAAUUUUCUUUUCGAUGAUACAACUUCGACUACUGGGCACCCAAUGAUUUCCUGAUACAUAACCAUACUAAUGAAUACAAGACAAGCAAUUUCGUCAAAUAGAAUACGUCUUGUUAGUUUUGUUAAUGGUUUUUGGACAUGGUUAAAAACACAUAUUAACUAACAUUUAUUGAGUAAGAUUAUAUAUAAAAGUAAAUUGUGAUAAUCAACUUAAAUUUUAAACUUAACCAAAGUUACUUGAAUUAUUAUUAGAAUUUAGAACUCAUUAGGUCAAAAGCGUAUUUUGAACUUUUUAUUGGGGGCGUAGUAUAUAAUGUAUAUUAAUAAUAAUUGUAAAAUCAUGGACGUAGUUGAAUUCCUAACCCAAGAUAUAAAAAUAUUUAAUACGUCUUUAUUAAUAUCUCUCCAAAAUAAUUGUGAUACCAAUAGCUUUAGCUUGGCACUAAAAAGUGUCAUUUAUUAUGUUUUGAUAAUUAUUAUAAAAAUAGUCAAACGACAAUAUCUAUCUCAUAGACCUGCGGGUAUUGGUAAAAUAAUUAAAUGCAGAAUGAAUUUUUAAUAUAAAACAAAAUAUUAAUUACAUAUAAAGAAAGCUAGAAAUAAAAUGUGCAACAUAUAACAUGAAUCCAAACUGAUUAGAACAAAAUACAUCAUAUAAAUCAAAGUUAGAA
Daktulosphaira vitifoliae (grape phylloxera) is the source of this 3767-nucleotide messenger RNA. Its product is annotated as tubulin monoglutamylase TTLL4-like. NCBI's taxonomy places the organism in Eukaryota, Metazoa, Arthropoda, Insecta, Hemiptera, Phylloxeridae. Gene Ontology annotation, molecular function: tubulin binding; tubulin-glutamic acid ligase activity. The transcript is spliced from 19 exons. The coding region runs from base 389 to 3151 and encodes 920 amino acids. The record is from RefSeq and is a predicted model, not a curated record. Gene Ontology annotation, cellular component: cilium. Gene Ontology annotation, biological process: microtubule cytoskeleton organization; protein polyglutamylation.